Messenger RNA from Aethalodelphis obliquidens (Pacific white-sided dolphin), 4532 nucleotides. RefSeq names its product coagulation factor XIII B chain-like. Bases 2358 to 4340 code for a protein of 660 amino acids. The transcript has 12 exons. Lineage: Eukaryota; Metazoa; Chordata; Mammalia; Artiodactyla; Delphinidae. The record is from RefSeq and is a predicted model, not a curated record. Gene Ontology annotation, biological process: blood coagulation.
AAAAAAAGGAGAAUUCCGAUGGAAAUAUUUUGCUUAUAGCUUCUUUAUCAGAGGUAAAUAUAAUGCAGAUAAAUAUUUACUUACAAUUUUCAUUUGAGGGCAUGUGCAUUUGUUGGUAUGUGUAAAAAAUUCCAACCUAUAUAAAGGAAGAAGGAAAUAGUCCAAAAACCUGCUUAUUUCUAGGAAUACUUAAGGGGGGUCUACAUAAAGCAGUGCUUCUGCAUCUUGCAUAAAUUAUGGACCCUUUUUUUCUCCAAUUAUACAGAAACCUAUUUCAGAAACCAGUCUUAGAGAGUAGAGUUUUAUUCUAUGAAUAAUAUUCCAUUAUUACUGCCGAUAACUUUUGUAUUUGGAAUAGUGAUGGUUUAUUUUGAAUUAUCUAAAUGAGACCAAAAUGAAACUUGAUCUAAACUUUGCCCUUGCUUUGCCAAAGCAUCAUUAAUUUUCAUACCUGCUGAACAUUGUUGGAGUAUUAGAAACAGGCUCUUCCUGCCGUCAGUAAUUGUGAUGGAUCUUAAUUGAGGUACAUUUGAAGAACAGUCCGGUGACAUUUGUAUUCACCUUAACAACGUUAUUAAAGACAUAGGUUACUCAGUGUCUUCCUUCUACUGUUACUCUCUCUCUCUGAGGCUGUCUGGGUUCCAUGGCCACUUUCCUACAAGAUCUUUCAAUUCCAUGUGUGUUCCUAUCUGCUCUAAAAUAAGUGCUGACCUACUGGACAGGUAGCAGUGAUCUGCUUCCCUCACACCCAGGCAGUUUUCGAGUGAAACUCCAUCCUGAUUUGUAGCCUCACUGUCAGCGUGCAGGUGUUUGCUCUUCAGCAACUUCUGUGCUCCACGUUUAGAGAUGCUGUUUACGUCAGCGGUUUGAAGUAUCCCGUUGUAUGCCUUGCUCAAGGCUUAGAAUGUACACUUAAAAAUUCUGCAUUUCUUUGUAAAUUUCAUGGCAAAAGAAUCUUUAAAAUUACUGGGUUAAGGAUAUAUUUGCUUUAGUUUUUAGAGGAGCACACACAAAUACCUACCACUUACUUUGAAAUGCGUCAAAAAAGGACAGAUGGAUAGAUGAAUAAGUACAUGAUUUUAAAAAAUAUAAUAAAAUGUGAACGGUAGAAUCCAGGGAGAGGUUAUGUUUGAAAAUUUUCAAAUUAAAAAAUAAUCUUUGAAAAUAAGCAGAGGCCAUCUUAUAUUCCUUAACUGGAAGUCACCCAAAUGUCCAUGAAGAGUAGAAUGGGUGGGUAAUUCGCGCCAUAUUAGCAGAGUGGAAAACUGCAGGGAAGGAGUUAUCUUCUACAGCCCAAGACCAGAACGAAUCUCACAAGCAAAAUGUUAAACAAAAGAAGCCAGAUAUUUAAAAAAAAAAAAAAAAAAACUCUAGGAUUUCAUUUAUGUAGAAUAAAACCAGGCAAAAUUGACCUAUGCUGUCAGAAGCCAAGAUUGUAUUUAUACUGGGAGUAGACCUUGCCAAUGACCCGGAGCGGGGACUCUGGGAACUAGUGUAUCCUCUUGUUCUGGGUGCUGGUUCACAGAUGUGUUCAGUUAGUGAGAAUCCAUUGAUCUGUGCACUAAUUGUACAUGCACUUUUCUCUUAAUAUGUUGCAUUUUAAUAAAAAGUUCCUGAACUGAAAUAAUAAUAGUUCCCACCUCACAGUAUUAUUUUGUAGUUUAAACUAAAACCCAUUAGAAUGUAAACUCCAUGAGGACAGUCAUUGGAAUCUAUUUUUUCACUACUAUAAACCCAAGACUAGAGCAUGUCCUGGUAUAGACCAGAUAGUCGAAGCAUUUUUCAUGAAUGAUAAUUCAGCACAGUGCUUCUCUAAUCACCUGCCACAGCAUACAACCUCUCGCAACAUUAGACUUUACAAUCAAUAACAUUAUUCUAUCACUGCUCGAGACAAUUAAGGCCACUUUUCCCUUUAGCAGUGCAGUCUAGACAACACUGUUUUCACAUCAGGGAUCCAUUAAUUCAUGUACCUAAGUUCAUCCCUUCAUUUGAUCUACAGUGGUAAAGAAAUCAAUGGCCACCAAUGAACUUUACUCCAUGGACUUACAUUGGGAAAUUAACAUUGAAAAUUUACCCUGUUUUUUAUGCAGCCUGAGUUAAUUAUUUUGCUGCUGUUAUCGUUGCCCUCAUCGGUGGUCAUGUUCUUAUUGGACUGUGGUGUGAAAAGUACUGUCAAUUAAUGUAGUUGUGUAUUUUUAGUAUUAUUCUGAACUGUUUUAAAUCAAAUAUAUGGCUUGUUACAAAGGGACUUAGAUGUUGUAAAUAAUUAACUUUUUUCAGGAGACGUAUUGUGUACUUAAUGAGGAGUCCCUAGUACUUUAGAAUGGUUAAACCCUUUAUUAAGCACACCAUAGAAGAUGAGGUCGAAAGGCUUGGCUCUGAUUAUCAUAUUAAUCAUCUCAGGAGAACUCAGUGCAGAAGAGAAACCCUGUGGUCUUCCAAGUGUGGAAAAUGGAAGGAUUGCCCAAUAUUACUAUACUUUUGAAAGUUAUUACUUUCCAAUGAGCAUAAACCAAAAUCUGUCAUUUUCCUGCUUGGCUGGUUAUACAACUGAAACUGGGAAACAAGAGACCCAGACCACGUGUACGGCAGCAGGAUGGUCCCCAGAACCACGGUGCUUCAAAAAAUGCCCUAAGCCUGACCUGAGGAACGGUUACGUCUUUGACACAAAAUUAUUUUACAAAAUUCAAGAGAACAUGCGUUAUCGUUGUGCAUCAGGGUACAAAACCACAACAGGGCAGGAUGAAGGAGUGGUUCAAUGCCUCCCUGUUGGAUGGUCUUCUCAGCCAACCUGUAGGAAGGAACAUGAGACAUGUUUGGCCCCUGAAUUACAUCACGGAAAUUAUUCCACAACACAGAAGAUGUUCAAAGUGAAGGACAAAAUACGAUAUGAGUGUGCCUCUGGGUACCACACAGCUUCCGGGAAGAGGACAGAGGAGGUGGAGUGUCACCCGUACGGAUGGGCCCUCACCCCACGAUGUGCCAAAUUAAUAUGUUCUUCUUUAAGAUCAAUAGAAAAUGGUUAUUUUCAUCCUGUGAAGCAAACCUAUGAAGAAGGAGACGUAGUUCAGUUUUUCUGUCAUAAAAAUUAUUAUCUAAGUGGAUCUGAUUUAAUUCAGUGCUAUAACUUUGGUUGGUACCCAGAAUCUCCUGUCUGUGAAGGAAGAAGAAAUCGAUGUCCCCCUCCCCCUGUGCCUCUGACUUCCAGAAUCCAAAGGUACUCAACCACUUAUCGUCACGGAGAAACAGUGCGUAUAGAGUGUGGACUUAACUUUGAGAGGCAGGGAUCAGAAGAGAUACGCUGUGAAAAUGGAAAAUGGACAGAACCUCCCAAAUGCAUUGAAGAAAAGCAGAGGACGGGCUGUGAGGACCCGCCCUUGGUUGAGAAUGCUGCAGCAAACCUAUCCUCCAAGGUCUAUUAUAAUGGGGAUAAAGUGACAUAUGUGUGUGAAAGAGGGUAUCACCUCCGGGGACCAGAAGAAAUAACUUGUAAACGUGGAAAAUGGACCCUUCCCCCUGAGUGUGUUGGAAAUACUGAGAAUUGUAAUUCUCCACCUGAUAUAAUAAAUGGAGCUGUUAUUGGUGGAUUAUUAGCAAGCUACCCAACAGGAUCCUCAGUGGAAUAUAGAUGCAAUGAAUAUUACUUAUUGAGAGGAGCAAAAAUAUCUCAUUGUGAACAAGGAAAAUGGUCAUCCCCACCUGUUUGCUUAGAGCCGUGUACAGUUAACAUGGAUGACAUGAGCAGAAAUAACCUAGAGAUGAAAUGGAAUUAUGAAGGAAAGAUCCUACAUGGAGAUUUAAUAGAUUUUGUAUGUAAACAGGGGUAUGACUUGUCUCCAUCAACUGCACCCUCUGAAUUAUCGGUGCAGUGCAACAGAGGUGAAGUGAAAUAUCCUUCAUGUAUUAGAAAAGAAUCUAAAAGAACAUGUGCAUCUCCCCCAUUUAUUAAAAAUGGAGUUAUUAAGAGUUCAACAGUCAGGACCUAUGAAAAUGGUUCCUCAGUGGAAUACAGAUGUUUCGAGCACCAUUUCCUACAAGGGUCUAAGGAGUCCUAUUGUUUAGAGGGAGUGUGGACUACACCACCAUUGUGUUUGGAGCCUUGCACAUUAUCUUUUGAUACAAUGGAAAGUAAUAAUUUGCUCCUGAAAUGGAGUUUUGACAAUAGGCCAUAUAUUUUGCACGGCGAGUAUAUUGAGUUUCUUUGUAAGAGAGAUACUUACAUUGAGUUUCCUAUUAUCGGAUCGGAAUUGAGAGUGCAAUGUGACAGAGGGCAGUUAAAAUAUCCAAGAUGUAUUCAAAGAGAAAGGAUGUUGUCUUAUCAAGAACGCUUAAGAACAUGAAAAUGAAUGGCAAAAAGAAGAAUAACAUUUUGACACAUCAUAAAAUCCUUUAUAAAACAUAAUUGUUAGAAGAAAAAUGUUGAAUUAAAAACCUCUGAUUUUUUACUUGCAUGAAGAUUUGAAUCUAAACUGUUUAUGCUGGACAUUUUCUUUAUUUAUAAAUAAAAGCUACACAUGCUAUUGUUUCACUUC